Drosophila grimshawi is the source of this 1105-nucleotide messenger RNA. It is a transcript of the gene Cks85A, whose product is annotated as cyclin-dependent kinases regulatory subunit. Gene Ontology annotation, molecular function: protein kinase binding; ubiquitin binding; histone binding. Bases 529 to 828 code for a protein of 99 amino acids. The record is from RefSeq and is a predicted model, not a curated record. Gene Ontology annotation, biological process: regulation of mitotic cell cycle. Gene Ontology annotation, cellular component: SCF ubiquitin ligase complex; cyclin-dependent protein kinase holoenzyme complex. The transcript is spliced from 2 exons. Lineage: Eukaryota; Metazoa; Arthropoda; Insecta; Diptera; Drosophilidae.
GUGGAGUAUAUUUGGAUUGUUCACGAGUGAACGAACAAAAGAGUUGUUCACUGAACUGACUCGUUGAGUUUGUUCCAGUGAACUGCAGUGUGUUAACAGUACUUAUUUUCGCUCAUUUGUUUUGAUGCUUAACAUUUAAUUUGUACUUAUAAAUUGAUGCGGAUAGCUUAUGUGUCAAAAGAGUUUUAGUAAAUUGUAUAUGGUUAUUUUUAUCGAUGUGCAUAUUUUUGUAUUAAUAUUUUAUGUAUUAUUGAAAUUGAUUUUCAUAUGGAAAACUGUUAAAUUUUAUAAAAAAAAUUAACCGAAAUAGUAGAUAAGAAUAUAGAUUAAGUCUAUUUGAAAGUUAGUUAACAGAAUGUUAAAUGAGAUCGAGUUCUGAUGUCUGUUAGAAGAGGAGCGGUGUUUUGAAAUGCGCAGUAAUUCGCUUGUGUUCUGUUUAUUAAUAACACUGCCACUAUCGACCGACCUCCACAAUCAGUACAAUCCAUUGACAAGAACUCAGUAAUAAUAAAUAAAUAAAUAAUAAACAUGCCCGCCGAUCAAAUUCAAUAUUCUGAGAAGUACUUUGAUGAUAAAUUUGAAUACAGGCACGUAAUUCUGCCGCCCGACCUGGCCAAACAUGUUCCCAAGUCCCAUUUGAUGACGGAGACGGAAUGGCGCAAUUUGGGCGUUCAGCAGAGUCCCGGCUGGGUGCACUACAUGAUGCAUGCACCGGAGCCGCAUGUUAUACUAUUUCGGCGCAAGCACGUGGAGGAUGAGACUCCAACAGCAGCAGCCGCAUCUCAGCCAACAGCAACCGUCUCGAAUAAUGUCAAUGUUUGCGCCUAGGAGAGGAGCAACAACAAAGAUUUGGUGGCUAGUUGAGUGGACGGUGGAGAUUGUUAUUGUUAGACAGUAUUCAAUAGAGGGGAUUGGAGCCUUAUCAUCAGACAACUUGAUGUAAAAUAAUUUUGAUACAAUUACUUUAGAGAUGUAUGUGAAUAUUUUCCCUUAAGUUUAUCAUUUGCAUUUUGAAAACGAAGCAUUUUAAUGAAUUGUUCAUUAAGUUUAUUUAAGUAUAAAAUACAAAACGUAUUUGUGUACAAAUUACAACUAGAACUCUAAA